UCUGACUCCCAGGCUACUGAAUGGAAUUGUCCCUGUUGAGAGUAAAGCAAUUGGAAAAACCCCCCAAAUCAAACCCUAGAAUUGAAGAAAUCACCAUGGCAAGCCCCUCUCAAAUUCAAGAGCUCGACCCAGAUCCUCCUUCAAUUCAACAGCAAAACUCCCCCCAAAUCGAAAACCCCAUUUCUAAUCUUGAAGAAAUCACUCAUCAAAACGAUCACCCAUCUCCCAAAACCCUAGAAAUGUCAAGAAUUCAAGAUCCAGAAAGGUCCCACCCGGUUCUUGAGGAGUCCCAUGUAAUUCUUGAUCUAGAAGAGCAAGAGGAAGAAUUUUCAGGUAAUGUUAUCAGCACUAAUACUAAGAUUCGUAGUCGUAGCAAAGUUUAUAAACGUAAAAAGCGUGGUGGAUCGAUGAGACAACUAACAAUUGAUAAGAAAGUUGAUAACUUGCUUAAAUGUGUGAACUUUGUGCCUUUUAUGCCUGCUAAAAGACUUGAUUUCGAUAAGUACGAGCAUCUGUUGAAAGAACUUGGUUUGUGGGAUUUUGUUCGACUCGAGUUUGAUGAUGUGGUUAGAGCUGAUUGGAUUAGCCAGUUGAUUGUGUCUUUUGACAGUGCUAAGAGAUGCUGUUUUGUGAAUGGGGUUAGGAUUUAUAUGUCUAGGUCUAGUUUUGUUAAGGCUUUGAACUUGCCAAAGCCGAGCAUUAAGAAGGAGAAGGUGGUUGGGAGUGUGGCGGAGGCGGCCAUAGAUUUGGAUGCUGAAGGGGAAAGGGUGUCGGAGGACUGUGUUAAGUUUUUGGAGGAUCUUGUGUGGAAUUGGGUGGUUUUACAUGGGGAUGAUUGGGUGAUGCCGAAUGAGAUUAGGGGUUGGAUGGGGUUGAUUAGAGAUGGGCAUCCGGAGAGAGUCGAUUGGGGUGGUAUGUUUUGGGUUAUGGUUGAGAAUGAGUUGAAACAAAGGGGGGAUCAAUUACGUGAGUGUUACUAUACCUCACAUUUGCAGUACUUCAUCAAGUCUCAUUGUAAGGUGUUGCCUGAUGAAGACAGCAAAAAGUUUGGGGCUGAUGAGGGAAGUAAAGAAGAAGGGAAAUUAUUGAGUGAAGAGGACAGCAGAGAGGCGGAAGUGGAGCAAGUAAAGUCUCAGCCUAUGGAUUUGUUUGAGGAAGUGGGAUUAAAGGUUGUGGCUGAUGAGGGAGCUAAUAAAGAAGUAAAAUUAUCGAGUGAAGAGGACUACAAAGAGGUGGAGGUUGGAGAAAUAAAGAAAGACGAGGACUUGAUGGAAGAGCCACAUAAGGUGGCUAAGGAGGGAAUUAAUGAAGAGGUAAAACUGUCGACUGAAGAGGACAAUAAAGAGUUGGAGGUUGAGGAAAUAAAGAAAGAUGAGCACUUGUUGGAAGAGCCCCAUAAGGUGGAUCAGAAGGUAGCAGAAGAAGGGGACUUGUCGAGUGAAAGGAUGCAUGGUGUGGAGUUGGUGGAAAAGGAAAAGGAAGGGCCUAAUGAGGCAGAGGUCGAAAAAGUGAAAGAAGACACUGAUGGGAGUCUAUUCGACUCAAUUAAGGAAGUAGACAAUGUUGUUUUAGGACCCAAUAUAGAAUUAGCUUUGGGGCAGCAAGAUGUAGUUGAGAGAGAAAAGAUCAACGGUUUUAACAUGAUGGACGUUGAAGAAUGCAAGGAGAAAAGGCAUGAUGAUCUGUAUUUGGGUGCAAGUGACCACGGGAGAAAGCCUUUCUUGCGGCCUUGUAUUUUAGGAGAAGGCAGGGGUUCGGAUGGCAACGGGGAAGGGAAACAGGAAGUUGAGCAGCUACAGAUGAAAGGAGAGCAGAUGGAAGAAGGGCAGCAACUCAUACAAGAAGGGAAGCAUAUGGAAGAUGUGGAGCACAUACAGAGGGGGGAGCAGAUGGAAGAGAUGGAAGAAUUGCAAGGGUGGGAGCACAUGGAAGCAGAAGAGACUGAUGAUGUGGAUGAGGUGGAAGUAGAUGAGCUUGAAGUGGAUGAUACGGAGGAGCAGGUUGAGGUAGAAGAUGAGGAUGAAGAACUAGAGGAUGGGAUGGAGCAUGAUAUUCCUCAAAAUUAUGGUUCACCAGGAGGGGCUGGUUUACCAGGUGAUCUACUCCAAGCAUUUGAAACUACCCAGCUGGCUUCAAAUUUGCAGGGACAACAAAUUCAUGAAAACUCUUCAAUGGAGCUUUUUGCUCCAAAUGCUGAAACACAUUUGAUGAUGGGUGGUCCGUCCAUGUAUGGUAAUGGUCAGAAGAGACCCAUUGACUAUGAACAGAAUACAUCACAUCCUAAUGAAAGUAAGAGGAUCAGGACUGAAGGUGGAUGGGAUCCGAAAAACUCAGAGUUUGGUUUCUGCAUGGGCCAAGCUGAACAAUUUAUGGAGAAGGCCAAGAUCAUGUAUGCGGAGAAGGAACAGGCUUAUCAUGAAUUAAAUAUGCAUCAGCAGUACUUACUCCGUGAGGUGCAGCAAAGGGACGAUUACAUCGAAAGUCUGGAAAGGAACAGUAAUGAGUCACUACAGAAAAAGGAUGCAGAGAUAUACCGGCUUGAACGUGAGCUCGGUCUACUUACAGAGCUUGUCAAUGGUUACAGGGAGGCAUUGAAAGAAAACAGAAGAGCUUUCCUGGAAUACAGACAGCGCUGUCAACUUCCUGAAGAACCUAUUUACAAGGACGCUGGUCCAGGAGGUCUUGUAUUGAGCGUCACAGAGAUAGAGAAGCAGCGCCAACAGCAAGAGAAUGAAGAUAGGUUGACGCGAUUAAUGAUUGAACAGAAGUUUACUGAAGCAUUUGAGGGCUAUUGUAACCAGUUUGAGGUACUUCUUUACAAGGUUCAGUUAAUUGACUUGGAAAGAUUGACACCUAUCGAGAAUGAGGUGAAACUUCUUAAAGAAUUGAGCACAACAAAACGCAGAGCUUCAAAGAAGGAUGAUUUGGUGCCUACUGAAAUAGUAUCACCUUCUGCCUAGAAAGUUGGAAAAUGACGGUGCUGUGUACUGGAUUCUCACUGGACGCAUAUUUAGGAGGAGAUGAAUGAACAGAACUUGCAGCAUUUUCCAUGUUCUGGAAUCUCUUCUUGCAACACAUUAGUACUAGUUUGUUUGUAAUGUGCAGGGCUCCUAAUUCCGCUGCUUAUAUACUAUGGUUUCGAGCAUCAUAGAUCUUUUGUUGAUAACCCCAACUGCUGUGGGGUAUCUUGGGAGAUGGAUUUUAAAUAUUUAAACUGAAUGUUUUUUUCUUUGAACUGCAAUUAAACUGAAUGUUUGUUAGCUGCUGA
Molecule: messenger RNA, 3268 nt
Organism: Daucus carota subsp. sativus
Lineage: Eukaryota; Viridiplantae; Streptophyta; Magnoliopsida; Apiales; Apiaceae
Exons: 1
Coding region: 21-2960 (979 amino acids)
Source: RefSeq, a predicted model, not a curated record